This is a messenger RNA of Rattus norvegicus (Norway rat), 4125 nucleotides long. It is a transcript of the gene Aasdh, whose product is annotated as aminoadipate-semialdehyde dehydrogenase. The record is from RefSeq and is a predicted model, not a curated record. Lineage: Eukaryota; Metazoa; Chordata; Mammalia; Rodentia; Muridae.
UCCGCUACUGGGCUGGAAAGUGCAGGCCGCGCACUGUCGUGAAAAGGUGGGGCGGGAGUUCGCGGGAGAGUGGGGACUCUGGGAGCCACCGGCUGCUCCAUCCCGGGUCCGGCCCACUUCCGCCGGGCUGCUGUGUGGUCUCCUGGGUCACUUACCUGCACCCGGUGCCAUUCAGUGAAAUGCAAGUGUACCUGAUCCACGAAGUGCAUUGUUACUAAAGGUAUGGGGAUGUUUUACCUACAUGUAUGUAAGUGCCCCAUGUUCCUGCCUGGUGUCUUCAAAGGCUGUCGGAUCCCCUUGAAUUGGAACUAUGGACUGUAUUGAGCUCCCAACUGGGUGCUGGCAUGGAACCUGUAUUCUCUGAAAGAACAGAUUUCUCGGCCCCUGGUGUUUAAACAAACCUCAGUAAAAUGACUCUGCAGGAGUUGGUUCAUCAGGCUGCCUCCAUCUAUCUGGAUAGAACAGCUGUAUGCUUUGAUGAAGGCAACAACCAGCCCCCGGUGUGCUAUACCUACAAGGCUCUGCUGAGCGAGGCUUCAGAAUUAUCCGCUUUUCUGCUAGCACACUGUGACCUUGGAGGAAUUCGGGAAAUUGGUCUCUAUUGUCAACCUGGGAUAAACUUACCCUCCUGGAUUUUAGGGAUUCUUCAGAUCCCGGCAGCUUAUGCACCCAUUGAUCCAGACUCCCUGCCAUCGUUAGCAACCCACUUUAUGAAAAAAUGUGGCCUAAAGUAUGUUCUGGUUGAAAAACGGCAGAUCACUAAAUUCAAAUCUUCACAUGAAACAGUUUUGAACUAUGAUACAGUUUCAGUGGAACAUAAGGACCUGGUACUCCUCAGACUGCACUGGGAAGAUGGUGCGGUGAACUCAGUGCUCAGUGACAGAACAGAUAAAUGCAAGGUAAAUGACAGAGAAGAGCGAGUGAAUGGUGAGAACGGGAGCCAAGAGAAGGGGCACAUGGACAUGCGGCGUGAGGGUUGCCUGGCCUAUGUCCUACAUACUUCAGGGACCACAGGGACACCGAAGAUUGUCAGAGUGCCUCACGCGUGCAUACUACCUAACAUCCAGCACUUCCGGUCGCUUUUUGACAUCACUCAAGAAGAUGUUUUGUUUCUGGCUUCUCCUCUGACCUUCGAUCCAUCUGUGGUAGAGAUAUUUGUUGCUCUGUCCAGUGGGGCCUGCCUGCUUAUCUCGCCAACCUCUGUCAAAGUGCUCCCAUCAAAAUUAGCUGACGUUCUCUUUUCCCGCCACAGAGUGACUGUUCUACAGGCAACGCCAACAUUGCUGAGAAGAUUUGGAUCUGAGCUCAUGAAGUCCACUGUGCUGUCAGCGCAUACUUCUCUGCGAGUCCUAGCCCUUGGAGGGGAAGCCUUCCCCUCACUGACCGUCCUCCAAAGCUGGCGAGGCAAAAGCAAUAGAACGCAGAUAUUUAACAUUUAUGGUAUCACAGAGGUAUCCAGUUGGGCCACUUUCUACAGGAUCCCAGAGGAGAUUCUUAAUUCUUCUGUGAGACUCGAGUCCCCUGUGCAGCUGGGGUCUCCCCUACUUGGAACAGUGGUCGAAGUCAGAGACAAAAAUGGUUCUCCAGUUCACGAAGGCACUGGCCAAGUAUUUUUAGGUGGGAAGAACAGAAUUUGUUUUCUUGAUGAGGAAAUGACAGUGCCCCUUGGCACCAUGCGAGCCACAGGAGACUUUGUGACUGUAAAAGGUGGAGAGAUAUUUUUCUUGGGAAGAAAGGACAGCCAGAUCAAGCGCCAUGGCAAACGUCUGAGCAUCGCGCUUGUGCAACAGGUAGCUGAAGAGCUUCGCCAGGUGGAGUCCUGUGCAGUUACAUGGUAUAAUCAGGAAAAGUUGAUUCUCUUCAUCGUAUCCAAAGUCGACUUAGUAAAGGAUUACAUCUUUAAAGAAUUGCAGAAACACCUUCCAGCACACGCCCUGCCUGAUGACAUGGUGCUGAUUGGUUCCCUUCCGGUUACCUGCCACGGUAAAGUCGAUGUUUCUGAGCUAAACAAGAUAUAUUUAGACUACAUAAGCUCACAGCCUAGGAAUAAACUCCAUGGAAAAGAGGAACUUUGGGGAAAAUUACAGUGUUUAUGGAAGUCUAUCCUGUGUCUCCCUGAGGAUCCAGAGUUGAAGGUCCCCGACAACUCCGUCUUUUUGGAUAGUGGUGGAGAUUCCCUCAAGUCCCUGUGGCUCCUCGGUGAGGUGGAGAAACUUACUGGUGCACCCGUGCCUGGCCUUCUGGAAGUAAUUCUCAGCAGCUCCUUCUUAGACGUUUACAACCACAUCAUUCAAGCCGUGCUUACACGGGAGGACCUGAAAGGCGACAGGCGCUACACCACCAAAAGGAAAUUCAGUGACCCUGAUUCAGAGGAAACCAGCGGGAAGCCUGCACGUCUGGAGGCCGCCUGGCCUUGGCACCGAGACAGCGAGACAAACUCUGUGGUCGCUCUGAGCAGAGGGAGCCAGACUUUGUAUCUGGGCACUGGGAGGCUUUUAACUGAGUUAGGACUCUGCCCUAAUGCAGUCCAUCCCCCAGAUUUAAUUCCACAGACUAACACUGAAAUACUGAAAAGCCUAAGUCCUCCCGCUCUGGAUGAAACGUUGGAAAAGCCACCGCUUUCUCAGGAGAGGAGCCCUGGGACUGGGGCUGAGCCGAUGGUGUUGCGUGAGCGGUGGCGGUCAGACACAGGCAAAUGCGUAGAUGCUUCCCCUCUGCUUGUGGUAGCAGCUGUGGGGGAUACGUCCUCCACAACCGUGUAUAUCGGCUCCCACUCACACACAGUGAAGGCAGUGGACCUUCACUCUGGGGAGAUGAGGUGGGAACGGCGUGUUGGAGACCGGAUUGAGUCCUCAGCCUGUGUGUCUAAAUGUGGGAACUUUAUUGUAGUGGGCUGUUACGAUGGAUUAGUUUAUGUUCUAAAAAGUAAUAGUGGAGAAAAACAUUGGACAUUUCCUACGGAAGAUGCUGUCAAAAGCUCACCAGCCGUGGAUCCAACCACAGGACUCAUUUACGUCGGAUCUCAUGACCAGCACGCAUAUGCCUUAGACAUUUACGAAAAGAAGUGUGUCUGGAAGCUAAAAUGUGAAGGAGCUCUCUUUUCUUCUCCGUGUUUGAGCCUGGGUCCACACCAUCUGUACUGUGCUACGCUGGGCGGACUCUUACUGGCUGUAAAUCCUGCUACCGGGAGUCUGAUCUGGAAACGUCCCUGUGGAAAGCCGUUAUUCUCUUCCCCACGGUGUUACCAGCACUACGUUUGUAUCGGCUGCGUGGAUGGCAGUCUGCUCUGCUUCUCACACUCAGGAGAGCAGAGCUGGAAUUGGAGCCAAGUUCCACCCCCUGUUCAAGAUCGUUUUUAAUAACAUACGUUGAAACCUAAUGCAGGUUUUUCUUUAUAAACCGUGUCUCUGAACAUACCAGGAUUUCUCAAGUAUGCCCAAGGUUAAUUGUGUAAUGUUCUGGUGUGCCUUAUCGUGGUUUUUCCCACUGGAGCAGUCUAGUGUGAGAGCGCUACUUCCCAGAGACGGGUGCCAUUUCUGUGUUAUGAGUUACCCAGUGCCUCCAUCUCACCUCUCCCGUCUGUAUGACUUGGGUGUCUCGGUCAGGAGAGUGGAUGGUUGCCCUCUUCCCCUCUACAGGUUUGGCGCUUUUCUGCUGGAGGACCAAUCUUUUCAUCCCCAUGUAUCUCUGCAUCAGAACAAGACAUAUAUUUUGGUUCCCACGAUUGCUUUCUCUACUGCUGUAGCACGGAAGGCGGCCUCCGGUGGAAAUUCGAGACCACAGCCAGGGUGUACUCGACGCCCUUUGCUUUCCCUAACCACCUCUGCGGCAGCGGCACACUGUUGGCAGCGGCGUCCACCGACGGGAAACUGUGGGUCCUCGAGUCUCAGAGUGGAGAGCUGCGAAGUGUGUACGAACUCCCCGGAGAAGUCUUUUCUUCUCCCGUGGUCUGGGAAUCAAUGCUUGUUAUUGGGUGCAGAAAUAAUUAUAUUUACUGUCUGGAUUUAUCGUGUGGUGAUAAAAAUAACCAAGUGUAGCCCUUAUAAGUAUACAUCAGUGAGAUGGUUCGGAAUGUCAUUGUAAAGCUUAUGGAUGGUUUUAUAUUAAAGAUUCUAUUUUAGUUAA